Symsagittifera roscoffensis is the source of this 1650-nucleotide messenger RNA. RefSeq names its product MFS-type transporter SLC18B1-like. The transcript is spliced from 3 exons. Gene Ontology annotation, molecular function: transmembrane transporter activity. Gene Ontology annotation, biological process: transmembrane transport. The coding region runs from base 273 to 1622 and encodes 449 amino acids. The record is from RefSeq and is a predicted model, not a curated record. NCBI's taxonomy places the organism in Eukaryota, Metazoa, Xenacoelomorpha, Acoela, Convolutidae.
AACAAUUAAAACAUCUAAAACGACGCCAUCUUUUUGACCAAGUUUUAUUCGAACGCUUCAGUGAAUAUAAUUCAAAAAAAUGACGUUACAAAGGUUUUAUGUAUGGCUAAACAUCAGUAUUGAUAGUUUUAAAAAAUGUUUAUUAUAGAUCCCUUUUUUGAGAUUUUUAUUGAAAGUAAAAUAAUCAAAGUUAUAUUGAAAUUCCGCUUGCAUGAUUGAGCACUCAUUAUUUCGAAUGCCCAAGUGUGGGAUAAUACCAAAUCAGGGUGAAAAUGAACAACAAAUGGCGACAGUAUGCUAAAUUAACGUUCGCCUCUUUGAUAUACUUCUGCCAAGGUGCUACAAUAGCUGCAGUUGCGCCUGUCGUCUCAAUCGUCUCUGAAGAGGAUCGAGGGAUACCUGCCUAUUUCACAGGGGUCAUUGUGGGUCAAGAUGACGUCGCUAUUUUCUUCUCCAGUCUCCUCUUAUUUCCUUAUUUGAUCAAUUCUAGUAAUUACCUUAAAUAUUUUAUUGUGGGCUGUAUCGGGAGCAUAUUAUGUAAUGCGGUGUUCGCGUUUACGUACAAAGUAGAAGAUGAUGUAGUCUAUGUGAACAUGUGUUUGUUCAUUCGGCUAAUUGAGGGAUGUGCCUUCUCUUCAUCUUGGAUUUCAGGUUUGCCACUGCUGAUGGAAUACAUCCCCAACAGAGAGGCGGUGGUUAGUGGCAUCACAGAACUGGGUGUGGUCAUGGGAGUGGUACUUGGACCCAGCAUCAGCAUCGGACUCUACUUCCUAGCAGGAUACGCCUACCCUUUCGUCUUCAUCGCCUCCCUUCAAACAGUGGCCCUCAUAGGCUUCUUCCUUGUCCCCUCCCCCGCUGCUUUGAAAGAGGGGGAGGGGGAGGUUGUGGUUGAGGUCGAGAAGAGUGGUGUGGACGCCUUUUUGAAAUAUUACUUCAGUGGGCCUGUGCAGCUGUUGACGUUGACUAUGUUGGCUGCCACUUCUAUGAUUGGCUACACCGAGACAGUAUUGUCAGUUGAGUUCCACGAAUACAUGGACAUGUCGGACUUCGAAACGACAGUCCUGCUAUCAGUUGUCGGACUAGCUUAUCUCUUCACAGUGCCAGUGGCCACUUAUUACGCCGACAGACACAACUUCAUCCCAGUUCCCAUCGGAGGAUUCGCUCUUGCAUCUUCCCUACUCCUCCUCGGAACAAUCACACGCUCGGAACCCUUUGAGAAGAACUUCGAAAUGUACGCGUUUCUCCUUCUAAUAGCCGGAGGCUCCGCGAUGACAUGCAUUACUCCGACGUUUGCGCUUUUAUACUUCGAUUGCACCCGAAAAGGCGUGACCCCUAUUGGGACGCUUAUCUCCGGCGUCCUCAACGCCCAGUUUGCCUUUGGGGGGACAAUAGGUCCUGUUAUUUUUGGGGGGAUUCUUUACGAAACUGUGGAGUUUCAUAUUAGCUGCAUUUGUUUGGGUCUGUAUAUUUCAGUAUCGACUGCAUUUUCGUUUCAUUACAUGUGGAAAGAAGGCUUACUCAAGUCUUCGUGUGAUUGUCCGAGACACAAAAAAGCGCCGAAUGAAAACACAACUCUAGUCGAAAAGCCUAAAAGCGACGAAAGUGAAAAGGAAGCGGGUUGAAUAUUGUAUAAUUUAUUGAAAUUGAAAU